AUGUUUGCUAUAGUAUUAGCAUUUCUACUGAUCAGUGGUGCCAUUGCUGUACCGGUGCCUCAGCAAGAGAUUGAGAGUCAAUGGAAACUAUUUAAGCAACAAUUCAGAAGUGGUUCAGAUCUAUACACUACAGAAGAGGAUGAAGCCUACAGACGUACCAUCUUUGAGGACACCUAUCGACAAAUAGUACGGCACAACAAUGAGGCCGAUCAGGGUUUGCAUACAUAUUGGAUGGGUAUUAAUCAGUUCUCAGAUCUAACAACUAAAGAAUGGGAGAGACAAUGGCUCAGUUCAAUCAUCACAUCCAAUGUGUCCUCUGAAUCAAUUGAGUUUAACGGAGACCUACCUUCUAGUGUUGACUGGAGAAACAAAGGAUUGGUGGCUCCUAUCAAAAAUCAAGGACAGUGUGGCAGUUGUUGGGCAUUUGCUGCCGUCGCAGCAGUUGAGGGACAGUACGCUAAAAAACACGGACACAUUCAGACUUUGUCGGAACAAAACAUUGUUGACUGCAAUCAUCAGACAGAUUGUCAACGCGGCGGCAACUCUGAGAUGGCCUACAAUACCAUCACCCGAGAAGGUGGUAUCGAAAGCGAACAGGACUAUCCGUACACCAGUGGCCGCACCCAACGGGUGGGCACCUGUCGAUUUCAAAGAGCUCUAAGCAAAGCAAAUAUUCAACGAUUCAGCUCAACAUCGGGCGAGACAGGUAUACAACAGGCUGUAGCCAAUGUUGGACCCAUUACUGUAUAUAUUGACGCUUCGGGCAACGGUUUCCGGAACUACCGAUCCGGUGUGUAUAGCGGUCCCUGUAGUUCAACUCAAUUGAAUCAUGCGGUGACAGCAAUCGGUUACGGCACUGAAGGCAGUCAACCCUAUUAUAUCAUACGUAACUCGUGGGACACCACUUGGGGUGAUCGAGGAUACGUCAAGAUAUAUCGCGGCAGAAACACGUGUGGCGUAGCCACUGAGGGUACCUGGCCUUUAGGUGUCAACUAA
Oppia nitens is the source of this 996-nucleotide messenger RNA. Its product is annotated as procathepsin L-like. Gene Ontology annotation, cellular component: lysosome. NCBI's taxonomy places the organism in Eukaryota, Metazoa, Arthropoda, Arachnida, Sarcoptiformes, Oppiidae. Bases 1 to 996 code for a protein of 331 amino acids. The record is from RefSeq and is a predicted model, not a curated record. Gene Ontology annotation, molecular function: cysteine-type endopeptidase activity. The transcript is spliced from 3 exons.